Molecule: messenger RNA, 3006 nt
Organism: Phyllopteryx taeniolatus (common seadragon)
Lineage: Eukaryota; Metazoa; Chordata; Actinopteri; Syngnathiformes; Syngnathidae
Gene: skor1b
Product: SKI family transcriptional corepressor 1b
Exons: 9
Coding region: 12-2450 (812 amino acids)
Biological process (GO): negative regulation of transcription by RNA polymerase II; negative regulation of BMP signaling pathway
Cellular component (GO): nucleus; transcription regulator complex
Molecular function (GO): RNA polymerase II cis-regulatory region sequence-specific DNA binding; DNA-binding transcription factor activity, RNA polymerase II-specific; SMAD binding
Source: RefSeq, a predicted model, not a curated record
CGCGUAGUCCCAUGACUAAAGCGAACACCCCAGCAGCAACCGACACACUCCUCUUUUUGUCUCUCCACCACGCGUGUGACCGCGGCUGCGUGGGGCAAGACGAGAGGAGCGCAGCACCAGCACUGAAGCAUCCAUUCUUCCACAACAUGGAACCCAUUCCAGCGGGCCGCGACUCCAGCUCCUCGCCGGGCUCCAAGCAAGAACUUUCCUACCCGACCUCCAACAACCUGAAGCCCAACCAAGUGGGCGAGACGGUGCUGUACGGAAUACCCAUCGUGUCCCUGGUGAUAGACUGCCAGGAGAGGCUGUGCCUGGCGCAGAUCUCCAACACCUUGUUGAAGAACUACAGCUACAACGAGAUCCACAACCGACGCGUGGCGCUGGGCAUCACCUGCGUGCAGUGCACCCCCGUCCAGCUGGAGAUUCUGCGCAGGGCCGGCGCCAUGCCCAUCUCCUCCCGGAGGUGCGGCAUGAUCACCAAGCGCGAGGCCGAGAGACUGUGCAAGUCCUUUCUGGGGGCUCACUCGCCUCCCAAACUCCCGGAAAAUUUCGCCUUCGACGUGUGCCACGAGUGCUCGUGGGGCAGCCGAGGCAGCUUCAUCCCGGCCAGGUACAACAGCUCCAGGGCCAAGUGCAUCAAGUGCUCCUACUGCAACAUGUAUUUCUCCCCAAAUAAAUUCAUAUUCCAUUCGCACCGUACGCCGGAGUCCAAGUACACGCAGCCAGACGCGGCGAAUUUCAACUCGUGGAGGCGACACCUUAAAUUAACCGAUAAAAGCAACCAGACUGAUGUUUUACACGCAUGGGAAGACGUGAAGGCCAUGUUCAACGGGGGCAGCCGAAAAAGGACGCUGCCAGGCUGCGGGUCGGAGUCCAUCUCGCCUCUCAAGUCGCACGGUCCGAACCUGCACCGACAGUCCCCCGAGAUACCCGCAAAGAUCCUCAACUGUGAGGACAACCGGGUGAGCGUGGGCCCACGCAGCUACCCGGUCAUCCCGGUGCCCAGUAAAGGCUUCGGGAUGCUGCAAAAGAUCCCUCCGCCGCUCUUCCCGCACCCUUACGGCUUCCCGGCAUUUGGCCUCUGUCCGAAAAAGGACGACGUCAUCAUGGGCGAGCAAAGCAAGGCGGGCCUCCCGGGUGUCCUGUGGCCCGGUACCAAGGACAGCGCCUACCCUUCCUUCCCCGUCUUCUGGCCCACAGCGGGCGCACUGCCCAUGCCUCCCUACGCCCAAGGCCCGCACAAACCUCCACCCGAGAUGCUACCGCUCCACAGGCACGCGGACGUGGACGUUUCCGAGUCCACCGACACGUCCAAAGACAGCCUGGCCGACAACGACCGCUGCUCCAGCACCCAGUCCGCGCGCAACGACGACGACAAGUCCGGGGAUGAAGGGAGGCCGCUGGAGGGGCCCACCCUGGCCCCACGCAAGGCCAGCUACGUGUCCGCCUUCCGGCCUGUGGUGAAGGACGCGGACUGCAUCGCCAAGUUGUACGGCAGCAGAGGAGCCUACACCCGAACCGGGUACUUAUCACCAGACUUUUUAAGCGAGAGCUCCAGCUACCGCUCCGUGUCUCCGUGCGUGGACAGCGAGACCGAGGCGGACGUGGACGUGGAAACCAGUAAAACGCCCGAGGACGAGGAGCCCUGCAGGCCCCUGUCCUUGAUGUGUCCCCGAAGCCCUCCGGGGCUCACCCGCAGCGUGUCCCCGAGCGACUCGGACUGCAAGGGGGCGCCACAGGAGAUGGAUCCGCUCGAAUCGCAGGAUGCGGGGCCACGCGUGGCCCCGCAGUCCUGUGAUAGAGAGGUGCAGAGCAAACACUUAGCAGACGCACACGUUGCUGCACCGUUUAGCCAAGUUUACACACAGGAGAGGAGCGAGUUGCAACAAAGGAGCAGUCCUUAUCGUUUCAGACCUGCAAGCUACCAACCUGCAGGACUUUUACCUCCUGAUGAGGGUGCCAGCAAAGAGGAGCCGUCUUCCACGGUGGAGGAGGUGGAAAGCAAAUCUUUACUGGAACAAAGCAGCGAGCAAAACCAUCGAGAGCAGGAUGAAGACGAAGACUCAGCAAGAGCUGUACACGCACAAAGAGGCAUACGAACUCUGGCAAAAGAGGAACUACAGAAGCAAUUAUUAGAGCAGGUCGAGCUGAGGAAAAAGCUGGAACGUGAAUUUCAACAUUUAAAAGAUAAUUUCCAGGAUCAGAUGAAAAGAGAACUGUCCUACAGGGAGGAAAUGGUCCAGCAGCUGCACAUCGUCAGAGGUGGUCGCCACCGCAGAAACAGAACUCCGUCGUUAACCGAGGACCUCCUAUUAAGAAGCUCACGACGCCUUGCACCAUUUCUCCUGCAAGAUGUUAACUCCUCGCCAUUGCACGGGGUCGUGCACCUUCAAGUCUCCUCUGCUCCCACCCUGACGCACGCGAAGGCGCAAACACGCACGGAACCUUAGCUCCACCCUGCGAGAAAUAGACUCAUUUGUUGUUGUGAUAUUUAUUUCCCCCCCCCCCCCCAAAAAAAAAAAAAAAAAAAAAGUGUACUUCCCGUCCUUUACGUGACGCUCUCGUUUGACUCCAACGGAAGUGUAUAUUUAUUAUUUGUGGCAACGUGCAAUGACAAUGUAUGUAUUUCUAAGUUGUAUUAGCUAAUAGAGGUUGUUAAUUCUCUCAUCGCUUCCUUAUUAUUUCAGUCUGGUGGCUUUUUUUCUUAAAUCUUUCUGAAAAUGUUUUUUUUAGCGUACAUUUGCUGUGUUCUUAAUUCUUUACAGGCCGGUCGCUGACUUCAGUUUGGACAUCAUGCACUUUAAAUGAGUGAAACCAUGACAACACUAAUAAUAAUUUAAAAAAAAAUAAAAAUGUUGCGGACGACGUGAAUUUUGAAAACUUGCUGACAAGUAUACUGUAUAGGCUCCACAUCGCUUUCUCUUGUAAAGCACAUAUUCUAUAAAACUACUGUUUGUUCAUGUGGUAUUUGUUUACAUCCUCCGUGAAUAAAUCAUUUUAUUACAA